Molecule: messenger RNA, 1197 nt
Organism: Aureobasidium pullulans EXF-150
Lineage: Eukaryota; Fungi; Ascomycota; Dothideomycetes; Dothideales; Saccotheciaceae
Exons: 4
Coding region: 1-1176 (391 amino acids)
Biological process (GO): regulation of DNA-templated transcription
Molecular function (GO): DNA-binding transcription factor activity
Source: RefSeq, a predicted model, not a curated record
AUGCAGAACGAUGAUAGGGAUGGCGAACCAGAAUGGUCACACAUAUCUGAUCCUCAAGAACAAAAGAGGGUGCAAAAUCGGGUCUCACAACGUAACUACAGGAGGAGACUCAAAGAUCGCAUCGCAGAGCUCGAAAGAGAAAGAGCGCAGAAUCCGACGUCAAGAUUGGUCCGAGAGGUUCGGCACUCUCUACAUGCAGAUGGGGAGUAUGCCCAGAUAUCCUCAGCCCAGCCUGUCAGAGCCGCGAUCACACAUCAGCCUCAAUCUAUCGUCACACGUCAGGCUCAAUCUAUUGAGCCUGACCAAAUCUCGCCAGCACUGCCAGAUCAUGCUUCCCGGAUCCUACCCCCUCUAGAUUUCGAACUAGAAGAGAGCACGCAGUAUACGUAUCCUUCAGCAGGCUCCACACAAACAAUGUCACUGAACAUGGACACUCACAAUGAGUCGGACAAUAUCGCCGGAUCUUACUUCCCAGAUAUUGCAUACCAAAGACCUAUGCUCUCGGCAUCCGACAGAGACUUCGAAGGUGGAAUCUACAGAUAUGGCGAGGGUGGCGGCAGUCAAGCUUCCGAAGUUCCUCUCGGAUCGACUCAGCCUGUCAUUCCGACAUCCAGAAUACCGGUGAGUAGGCAAGAUGGAGCCGAGCGAAGACGUCCGACAAGCAACAGCUUUGGGCAUUACGCACUCAGUCCUACAACAGACCUUACCGAGAGCAGCAGAACACAAUCAGCGGCAGCCACUCGAAUAAACUUUCCCUCAGGUCACGACUUUGCUUGGUCACCUGCACCGCGUCAGCCGAUUGUAUCCAAAGGCGAGUCCGGCUCUCUUCCUACGCCUCGAGACCCAUUAGAAAAACAAUUCACCCAUAUACUACUCAGUAUCAAAGAAGCUGGAAUCGACAAUUUUGACACAGCGGUACUUCAAUAUUACACCUCUGCUUUCCGCGACGACUCUCUCGCGCAUUGGGCUCGGAAGCGCAGUCGAUUUGAACGCCUAGGACCAGUCCUGAAGGAACUUCACGAGAGAUCCAUGCAUUGGCCUGCGGAAGAGUUGAGACAAUAUCAGGACACUAUUCUGGAAAUUGCAAGCCAGGUUUGUGAUAUGAACACAGGCAUCGACGGUGAUGUGUGUCGAGUGGACACGUCGGUGGCUCAGAUGCUGGAGGACGUAAUCUAGAAUAGUGACUAAGAAAUACUG